Messenger RNA from Suillus paluster, 1498 nucleotides. RefSeq names its product Clavaminate synthase-like protein. The record is from RefSeq and is a predicted model, not a curated record. The coding region runs from base 345 to 1439 and encodes 364 amino acids. The transcript has 12 exons. Lineage: Eukaryota; Fungi; Basidiomycota; Agaricomycetes; Boletales; Suillaceae.
UAACUUUGCUAUCUGAACGACAAUAUAAAGAGAAGAUGAUGUGAGUUGAGGUGGAGCCUGUACGUGGCAUCGACGAAUCAAUUCUGCGGAAGCAAGCCGGUGAAGCUCCUCACUAACGCCUAGAGACCCACGUGGUCAUGUUUCGAAGCUAAGGUUUCCCAAACGCGCACCAGUCAAGACCAGCCCAAUGAUGGUCCUUGGAAUGGUGCGAUCAAGUGCGCUGAUGGACCGGCGAAUAUAGAGGAAGUGUACUGGCAGCGACUUGCCUUAGGUCCCCAUGAAGGCUUAUAAGGACAUGUUGCGAGGUUAAUUUUGGCUUUUGUUCCUUGGUGUCCUUGAUUACAAUGCCCAGCUUUACCCUGCCUUAUGUGCCGCAUUACGUUGCGGCACCUCCUACGAAGGAAACCUUGGAGUAUGCUGACCUUGCAAUCAUCGACAUUUCGAAGGCCGCCACUGAAGAAGGUCGCGCAGCCCUCACACUUGAAUUAAGGGAGGCUCUCCUCAGCCACGGGUUCUUCUAUGUCGUGAAUCAUGGGUAUUCGCAAGCCCAAACAGCUCGUAUGUUUGACAUUGCGGACGUACCCUUUUCUGCCGUCACUGAUGGCGAGAAGCAAAAUUAUGUUUCAACCAGAAAAGAAACUGGGUCAAUCGAAGGAUAUAUAUUACUCCAGUACCCUGAUAUCGAUGGUGCGGUACGCGACCAGCUUAGCCAAUACUGCAUUCAUCGCGAUGUGACCAAGCGAAGACACCCAGAAGCCCUUCAUCCGCUCCUCCCAGAGAUCCAGGAGUUCAGCAAGCACAACCACUUCAACGUGUUGCAUCCUAUCCUAAGGCUUAUUGCACGAAGCCUAGAGCUACCCGAAGACACACUGGUGAACAUGCAUGACUAUGACGCCGUCAGCGAGACAGCUGUCAGGUUCAUCAAGUACUAUCCACGAACAAAGGAAGAAGAAACAAAAACGAAGAACGUUUGGCUGAAGGGACACACGGACUUUGGGAGCAUUACGAUUCUAUGGAGUCAACCUGUCGCUGCACUGCAAAUUCAGACCCGUGAAGGCGAAUGGCGUUGGAUCCGUCAUAUGGAAAAUGCGCUUGUCGUCAACGUAGGCGAUGCAAUGGACUUCCUUUCUGGCGGGUACUACAAGGGCACGAUCCACCGCGUUGUCCAGCCCCCAGUGGACCAGCAGAACCAUACUCGCCUUGGAGUAUUCUACUUCUCCAUGGCUAACGACGAUGUCAAGUUGAUGCCGAUGGUUGAAAGCCCAGUCUUGCAGAGAGUGGGAAUCCAGAGACGUUGCGACGAUAGCCAGGCACCGACGAUGGAACAAUGGGGGAAAGCGAGGACAAUGGCUUAUGGCUUUUCAAAACUGGAGAGUGGCAAGGAGAAGGGCGUAGAAGAAGAGAUCAUCAACGGGGUGGUAGUCAAGCAUUACAACUGAAGCUUUUUUGACAAGGUAUAAUUGUACUGGCUGUCUCACCAUCUUGGGGCGACGAAUAU